CAAACCACACCCAAAACCACACCGGAAAGAUGGUGACCGCCGGGCUAGAGAAGAAAGUAAAGGAUAAUUUCCUGACGUGCUCCAUCUGCUUGGAGAUGUACACAGACCCGUGUACACUGAGGUGUGAUCACACAUUCUGCAGGAAAUGUGUCACCUCAUACAUCCAAAUCAGACCUGAUGCUGUACAGUCCAAGACCAUCCUCUGUCCCUGCUGUCGACAACACACCAAGGUCACCCACCCCGGCAGGCCGGUGGAGGAGUGGGCGGGGCAGAUCAAAGCCAGCAUUGUGAUAAAGGGGCUGAUUGACACCUAUAGGUCCGAGGAAGAUGUGCAAGAGACUUCAAGCACCUGUUGUAUGAUCUGUCAGCAACUAGGGGAGACAACUCCAGGGGCCUUGUGGUGUGCUGAGUGUGGACUGGCCCUCUGCGACAAAUGUGUGAAGACACACCGGAUGACCCCUAUUUUAUUGAACCAUGACCUAUGUGACCUGUCAUCUAGGUCAAAGGUCAAACGGAGGAUCAAGUGUACGGAACACAAGAGUAACCGUCUUGAGUUCCACUGUCAAGACUGUGGGAAGGCUGCCUGUCAGACAUGUUGUAUCAUCUACCACAGAGCUUGUAAAACUGUCGUCACCAUUGAGUCUAUGAAGCCAGGGAUGAAGGCAGCACUGAUGGAGAAGAGACUUGGCAUGGAGAAGAGACUGAAAGUGAGGUCUAAGAAAGUAGACAUACGAAACGAGAAGCUCCAAAGUAAUUCUAGAAUCACAGAGUCAGCUGUUCAAAAUAUUAGGUUGAUCUGCCAGACAGCCAUUAACAAGAUUAAACAGAAAGAAACACAUCUCUUGGAAGAACUGAAUAACAUAUCACAGACAUACGCCGACCAACUCCAAGCUGAUGUGAAUCUGGAAGAGAUCGAGAUGCAGAUGUACAGACAACAUUGUGAGUUCAUCGACCAGGUCUUGGUAUCAGACUGUGAGAUGGACCUGUAUGACGCGUAUCAGGUCUGGGAGUCUGGAGCUGUAAAGAUGGAGGAUGUCAGAUGUACAGUGGCAGCAGACACCCGGAGAAUAGAUCACAUCGGGUUUACACCAGACACUGUAAAAGUCAUGAAGGUCCUAAAUAGUCUGCAGUUUGGGGACAUCGACGUCACAUACCAGGACAGAUGUCUGUCAACUCCUGUGCUGGUUGACACGAGAGAUGUGAGGGUGGUGGAUGAUGAGAAGCCUAAUCUAUCUGAUAUGAUAGUCCUGGUUCUAGAUGGUGUACAAACGUGUGUUGUUACGGACUAUAUGUGUGUGAAAUCUUUCUUCACAAGAAAUAAUCUUUCAUGCCACAGUAAGCUUCCCCUGGAUAACUCUCCACAAGGGAUGACACAGUUGAAUGAGAAGCAGGUGAUGGUUGCUGUCCCAGACUCCCGUCAGAUUGUAACGGUAGAAGUGACCCCUGACCUGGUGCUGCUCUCUACCAUCAAAACACGUGCCGGAUACUACAGUCUGGCUGUUCUGAAUCCUUCCUGUCUAGCAGCAGGUACGAUGAAAUGUGUUCAUAUACUGGACAUGGCUGGACACGUGUUGAGGUCAAUCACUAUACACAAUGGCGACUCACUGUUUGCCGACCCCGACUACAUGUGUGUCAACAACAAGGGCAACCUACUUGUGUCUGACUGGAGGAACAAGUCUGUGACAUGUCUGACGUCAGAGGGGGAUAUUGUGUGGAGAUACGCCCCUGCCGGAGACAAGGCACUCAGCUACCCUUAUGGUAUCACAACUACCAGCACAGGAGACAUCCUGUUUAUAGACAGGGUCAUGUACAACGUGAUACAGCUGACAGAGUCGGGGGAGUUUGUCAGGGAACUGCUCACGUUAGAAGAUGGCGGUGAGACGGGCAUGUGUGAUAUAUUCUGUGAUAAAUACGGUUUCUUAUUUCUAUGCACAGACACGGAAGUGAAAGAGUACGUGUUUGUCUGACAUAAAAAGCAAGAGAAUGAAAGUCAGUGCAGAGCUGUGGUUUAUGACAUUCUGUGCAUGGUGUUCGUCUGGAAUGGCUUGUGUUUUCACCAAAACGUAUGGGCAUAGCUUUGUCGGUGAAUUGCAGACAUGCAAUAUUCAAAUAGGUCGUUUCCAGCAUGAAGUGAAAAAGUCCACCAGGUGAAAGAUCACCAGCUGUUGUGGAGAUUCCUUGGAUGACCUGAGCUACAC
Messenger RNA from Haliotis rubra (blacklip abalone), 2198 nucleotides. Its product is annotated as protein wech-like. Gene Ontology annotation, molecular function: zinc ion binding. Bases 30 to 1967 code for a protein of 645 amino acids. NCBI's taxonomy places the organism in Eukaryota, Metazoa, Mollusca, Gastropoda, Lepetellida, Haliotidae. The transcript has 3 exons. The record is from RefSeq and is a predicted model, not a curated record.